Fundulus heteroclitus (mummichog) is the source of this 1229-nucleotide messenger RNA. It is a transcript of the gene alyref, whose product is annotated as Aly/REF export factor. The coding region runs from base 142 to 945 and encodes 267 amino acids. Lineage: Eukaryota; Metazoa; Chordata; Actinopteri; Cyprinodontiformes; Fundulidae. The transcript is spliced from 6 exons. Gene Ontology annotation, biological process: mRNA export from nucleus. Gene Ontology annotation, molecular function: mRNA binding. Gene Ontology annotation, cellular component: nucleus. The record is from RefSeq and is a predicted model, not a curated record.
UUGUCUAGUACCGUGUGGCUGUUAGCUUAUUGUGUUCAGUCGUGGGUGCAGCUCUGCGAACAGACCAGGGAGAGGAACCGACAGAGUCUAGGGAGUUACAUUUAAACAUUUUCCUCAGUUUAGUAUUAUUGGGGCAGCAUAAUGACCGAUAAAAUGGAUAUGUCUCUAGACGACAUUAUCAAGCAGAACAGGCAGCAGAGAGGUGGAGGCCGGGGAGGCAGAGGCCGAGGCCGCGGAGGCUUAGGCGGCGGCCGCGGAGGAGGCCCCGGGCGGCUUGGAGGCGGCGGCAGUGGAGGAUUUGGAGGCCGGGGCGGCGGAUCCGGCCCCAUGAGGAAUCGACAGAACCUGAGCCGCGCUAGAGGCAGACCGACACCUUACAGCAGGCCUAAACAGCUCCCCGACAAGUGGCAGCACGACAUGUUCGACAACGGCUUCGGAGGCUUUAAUGGUAGUGGAGGGGGUGGCGGAGGAGCCGGCGUGGAAACUGGAGGGAAGCUCCUAGUCUCCAACCUGGACUUCGGGGUUUCGGAUGCAGACAUUCAGGAACUUUUUGCUGAAUUCGGGACCCUGAAGAAGGCUGCCGUUCAUUACGACCGUUCAGGAAGAAGCCUGGGAACGGCCGACGUCCACUUUGAGAGGAGGGCAGAUGCGCUGAAGGCCAUGAAGCAGUACAACGGCAUCCCGCUUGAUGGGCGUCCCAUGAACAUACAGCUCGUCACGUCACAGAUCGACACACAGAGGCGGCCUAUGCAGGGGCUGAACAGAGGUGGUGGGGGUAUGGCCAGAGGUCGUGGUUUCGGCGGCAUGCAGAGAGGUCGAGGUGGCCCCCGAGGAAGAGGACGGGGUGGACGAGGCGGGCGAGGCGGUGGAACCAAGCAGCAGCUUUCAGCAGAGGAACUUGAUGCACAGUUAGACGCCUACAACGCCAGAAUGGACACCAGUUAAGAGAUGAAGAUCUUCCUAGACGUCCUCCCUUUCUUUCUGUGCAGAAGGGGGUGGUUGUUACAGAUGUGCAGAAUAUUUUACACAUGCUUGUUUUCUGAUGUGAUUUGAAAGUGUUCCAGUCUCUUCUUUUAAAUACUCCAAAGUGUUUUUUACCUGUAUUUUUUUUUUUUUUCUGAUGAAAAAUGGUUUUGACUGUAGGUUAUCUAACUGGGAUUCCCCGGUUCCCCUCAGCCCUGUAGUUGAUGAAAGUUGUAAUAAAAACCUGCAGUGUAUAUUAACCAAAA